This is a messenger RNA of Neurospora crassa OR74A, 2468 nucleotides long. Its product is annotated as integral membrane protein. The record is from RefSeq and is a predicted model, not a curated record. The coding region runs from base 922 to 1761 and encodes 279 amino acids. The transcript is spliced from 4 exons. Lineage: Eukaryota; Fungi; Ascomycota; Sordariomycetes; Sordariales; Sordariaceae. Gene Ontology annotation, cellular component: cytoplasm; membrane.
CGAAGAUGGCUGUGUAAGGAACUAAAAUGCGAUUGGAACUGAAACGUGCUUGAAGUAGCCGACUGAAGACGAUGACAAUGCGCGUCGCAAGCGAAUAUGAGAGAUAAGGGGCAAUUUUUAGUCUUGACACUGCCGCCCGCGGGCACAUGAAUGUCAGCAACGCGGCUGGUGAAGGACCGGGCAGUUUGAACACGAAUAGAGUCAAGAGGCAAAAGUGUCAACUUCCAUCCCGAAUGCUCACUCUUUUCAAUUCUGACCUUAACAUCUUUCCCCAAACAAGAUCAACCUGUUUCCACCGACUUGCGCGACACAACAAUCGGCAUCACGACACAACCAGCCUGCCUGUGGAAUGCGCUUUGGGAUCACCAGAUUGAAAAUAGAUUGCCAAAUUCAGUGGCUCGCGACCACCCCUCCCGUCUUCGUCAUCGGGCUUCUCCUACUACCGUCCUACCUCUAGGCUUACACCACCGCAAUAACCCCAGCGCCAACAGAAUUGAUUGGGUCGUCAACUGGGGACUGCGACGGGACUGCGACGGGGCCGGGUCCGCUUUAUUGUCCGCUAGCUGCUUAUCGCUGGGCGCUACGUUAACGAUAAGAAGCCAGUGGCGACGUCAUCGACCCUCUCUUUCCAUUUCGCAUCGAUCAUCAGUUCUUGGUUUCCAGUCCAACGAAACAGAAGACGGAACCACACGGCAACACGGGUUGUUCGUUGUGUUGUUGGUCCAGGCUUGUUGUCGUACUCGCACUAUUUGACAGGAACCCGUGUCAUUGCGGAAACCUUGAUUCAGAUCCUUUCUCUACUCGGACCCUGAACCUGUCACUCAUCUCCGCUGUCAUCCUUUCCUGCUGCCACCUAGUGCGCGCCUACUCUGCCGACGCCUCUUGACUACACUAAUACCUCCCGUCUCCUUGAUCGUCAUCAUGUCCUGGGACCUCACCCGCCGUCGAUGGAUGCGACGGUUGAACAGCAAAUAUAUCUUUGACCGCAUUCCCUUAUUGCAUGCCAUCGUCUUCAUAAUCGAAAUGACCAUCAUCGCCCGGCUCACGAGCCGGUUCAACCAGUUCUACAAUGAACGACCUGUGCUCACGAUGAUGGUGACCAAUGCGGUCCUGGCUGGAGUCGCCGACACGGUAGCCCAGUCCAUCACGGCGGUCCGGCAACGUGCCGUCCGCAAGUACCCACCCGGCCGAGGCCCGAACGCGCGCGACGACUUUGUUGCCUACGAGAUUCACGAGCUCGACCGGAAGAACCCCCUCAACGAACAAGAGCUGAUCCCCGAGUCGCGGGACCUGCCGCCCCCGUUCGACUUUGAGCGGCUGACCCGCUUCAUGGCCUUCGGCUUCUGCAUGGCGCCCUUGCAGUUCAAGUGGUUCGGCUUUCUCGAGCGAUGCUUCCCCAUCACCAAGAAGAACGCCUACCAGUCGGCUUUGAAGAGAGUGGCUUUCGACCAGCUCAUCUUUGCGCCCUUUGGUCUGGCCUGCUUCUUCACGGCCAUGACGCUGGCCGAGGGCGGUGGAAAGAGAGGCGUGUAUGAGAAGAUGAGGGAUCUGUAUGUGCCGACGCUCAAGGCCAACUACGUUCUUUGGCCAGCGGUCCAGGUUAUCAACUUUCGGUUGAUGCCCGUGUCGCUCCAGCUGCCGUUCGUUUCCACUGUUGGUAUCGCUUGGACAGCCUACCUUUCACUCACCAAUGCCGCUGAGGAUGUGCAGCACACCACCCCUCAUCGGGCACCUGGCUCUCCCGACAUUCGUCUAUCCUAAAUGGUUGCGACGUUAACCAUCAAGGUUCUUUCUCCUCAUGCAUUCGAUGAUCACAAGGUGCCAACUGGGGCAAUACCUACCUAAAGAAUAUCCGCGCAACGACCUAAACAGUACUGUACACCUGCCGGGUUGCCUUUGUCCCUGCGUAUUCUCGCGGAGAGGGGAAUUGUAAAAAAAGUUCAAGGAAGGGGUUCGGAGGCUACUAUACCACGGCACUUCUUUCAUACAGCUGAUCGACCUCAAGGCGUCUUGGAGUUUUGACCGAGGGUAGCAUUGCCCUUUUCCUUCUUUCCGUUCGUUGUAUCUAGCUAGACCCAGUCUCAAUUGAAACAUAGAACCAUCUGGCGUUACUCCUCACAGCUGGUGAUGUCCCUUGCGCGAUACUCAACGGCGUAACGUGUGAGACGGUAAGAAGCGGUCGGGAGAUCUACAUAAAAGUCUUCCGAACAUGAGAGAUCGUAUGAAAUGGUUAGAUUAUAUAGCACGCCCAGAAAGAUGAUCACGUUGUCCCUUCAUUCCUCCCCGGUAAGCCGAAAUCCGGAUUAAUGGAAAGGGUGGUACGACUCCUACAAGGGUUGAACUGGUCGAAGGAAGCCGACAUAUUCUCGACUUGUCCGGUUCCGAGGUUAUGUUGCCAACCAUGUUCCCCAAUGGGUAAAAGUCGUGUGGAAAUGGAAGCGAAUGCGUGACCGUCAUGUGCAGGCGGC